AUGUCCCGCCCCGGCCCCAAGCCCGCCCUCGAUAGCCCCACCAUCAGCGAGCACCUCCUCGUCCACGAGCAGCUCCUCCGUCACCUCGUCAACAGUCUCGGAGCCAGCAGCACCACCAGCGAGGGCAGCUGCCUGAGCACCCUCCUGCACAAGCUGGACGAGCUCAACGCGCGCCGCCAGGGCCACUGCUGCUCCGUCUGCGCAAAGGCGUACAGCGACGCCAAGGGGCUGCGCCGGCACGUGCUGGGCGCGGCAGACAGCUACCAUCGCGAGCUGGCGGAUGCCCUCAUGGCGCUGUGCUGCGCGCGCUGUGGCAGGCGGUUCUCGAGGAGGGAGCAGGUCACGAAGCAUGAGGCUAAUUGUGGCAGGGCUGCGGGAGGGGUUUUGGCGGGGACGAAGAGGCCAUGGACGGAGAUGGAGGAGGGGGAGGGGGAGGGAGGGGAGGAGGAGGGGCGGGCUGGUACUACUAUUGCUGUUGCUCCUAUUGCUCCUAUUGCUCCUAUUGCUCCUGUCCCUGCUGCUACUACUGCUACUCUUCAACUUCCGCGUAUCAUGAUGUUUGCGCCGCCGUCGCCUUAUGCGGCGUACUUUACGAGAGCUGAUCUUAUGUAA
Molecule: messenger RNA, 612 nt
Organism: Morchella importuna
Lineage: Eukaryota; Fungi; Ascomycota; Pezizomycetes; Pezizales; Morchellaceae
Exons: 2
Coding region: 1-612 (203 amino acids)
Source: RefSeq, a predicted model, not a curated record